Pteropus alecto (black flying fox) is the source of this 1227-nucleotide messenger RNA. RefSeq names its product HUS1 checkpoint clamp component (gene HUS1). The record is from RefSeq and is a predicted model, not a curated record. Gene Ontology annotation, cellular component: nucleolus; site of double-strand break; checkpoint clamp complex. Lineage: Eukaryota; Metazoa; Chordata; Mammalia; Chiroptera; Pteropodidae. Gene Ontology annotation, biological process: meiotic DNA integrity checkpoint signaling; mitotic DNA replication checkpoint signaling; telomere maintenance. The transcript has 7 exons. Bases 148 to 1005 code for a protein of 285 amino acids.
UCUUCCCUCCUCCCGCCCGCUGCGUGCGGCGCCUGCCGGGCUGUCGGGAGGCUGGGGUGACGUCGGCGCUGCCAAGGUGCUUCCCGGUGGCCUCGGGGCGCGUCUCGGUGGUUCCUGACCUUGACCCCCGCCACAGGAGUCAGCAGCAUGGUGGCCAAGCUGGCCAAAACCUGCACAGUCCGCAUCAGCCCGCGGCAGCUGAACUUCAUCCUCGCCGACAAGGUGGCCAGCGGAGGGGUGAGCAUGUGGUGUGAGCUGGAGCAGGAGAACUUCUUCAGCGAAUUUCAAAUGGAAGGUGUCUCAGCAGAAAACAAUGAGAUUUAUUUAGAGCUGACAUCGGAAAAUCUAUCUCGAGCCUUGAAAACUGCCCAGAAUGCCAGAGCCUUGAAAAUCAAGCUGACCAAUAAGCACUUUCCCUGCCUCACAGUCUCCAUAGAGCUGCUGUCUGUGUCGAGCAGCAGCCGCGUGGUGACCCACGACAUCCCUAUAAAGGUCAUCCCUCGGAAGCUGUGGAAGGAUUUACAGGAGCCGGUGGUCCCGGACUCUGAUGUGAGUAUUUAUUUGCCCGUCUUGAAGACCGUGAAGAGCGUGGUGGAGAAAAUGAAAAACAUCAGCAACCACCUGAUUAUUGAAGCAAACCUAAAUGGAGACUUGAACUUGAAAAUAGAGUCCGAACUCGUGUGCGUCACGACCCAUUUUAAAGACCUUGGAAACCCUCCAUUCGCCUCUGCGGACGCGUCUCGCGACAGAAACCCAGAGCAGAUGGCCGAGGUGCACGUGGACAUCAGGAAGUUCCUGCAGUUCCUCGCUGGGCAGCAGGCGAACCCCACCAAGGCCGUCUGCAGUGAGUGCGCGUUCGCCUUGUUCUUCGCACUUCAGAUGCUUCGGUCACCUGUGGUCUCAUGCGUCGCACAUGGUCUGCUGUGUGGCCGUCAGGCGUCUGGGUUUUCCCGGGCUCAAAGGUAUCGUGAGCGACAAGGUGCUGCAUCUCGACGUGCUCCAUGAGGACGUGUCCCUGCAGUACUUCAUCCCCGCCCUGUCCUAGCCACGCCCGCUGGGCUCGGGAGCCCGGGGCCUCCGCCGUGACUGGCCAGGCAGUCGGCGAUGCGUUCCGCCAGCGUCUGUCCUCCGCACAGAUUCUGUCCAUCUUUCUUACUUUUUUCUCUAUAAUAUUUUAACUAGAAGUUAACUUUAUGAAACACAGUUGAAUAAACGUAUUAUUUCAUA